This is a messenger RNA of Astyanax mexicanus (Mexican tetra), 5939 nucleotides long. It is a transcript of the gene zbtb12.2, whose product is annotated as zinc finger and BTB domain containing 12, tandem duplicate 2. Bases 353 to 1945 code for a protein of 530 amino acids. The transcript is spliced from 5 exons. The record is from RefSeq and is a predicted model, not a curated record. NCBI's taxonomy places the organism in Eukaryota, Metazoa, Chordata, Actinopteri, Characiformes, Acestrorhamphidae. Gene Ontology annotation, biological process: regulation of transcription by RNA polymerase II. Gene Ontology annotation, molecular function: DNA-binding transcription factor activity, RNA polymerase II-specific; RNA polymerase II cis-regulatory region sequence-specific DNA binding; protein binding.
CCGGUGAUAAGUUUACCAGUAUAACCGCUGGUAUUACAUCUCCCAAAAAUUACUGCCCCCAAGCGUCCAGUAGAUGAGCAGCUAAUUCUGAAAAUUAAUGGUCUAACAGACACAGUGAAACAUCAGGGUGCACCGGACUAACAGUUUAUAACAUAUUUAAUUUCUAUUUCAUUUCCCCCGAACGUUCACCGAGACUGUCUGGAAGGGUCUCAGCCCGCCCGGCCGCCGUAGUUUGAGGCUGCUGCGACGAUGGGGAAGUAAACAGUGGCGGUGUGGGGUUUCCUCAGCUGGUUAAGGAUUAUUAUUAUUGUUGGUUUUUCAGUGUUGGGCUGUCGGACAGGGCGCUGAAGAGAUGGAAAUGGUGUGUUUCCGUCUACCUGGGCACGGCGAUGUUGCCCUGAGCAACAUGAACUCUCUACGGGAGCAGCUGCAUUUCUGUGAUAUCACCAUCAUGGCUGGAGGCAGAAGGAUGUUUCGAGGUCAUAAAGUGGUUCUAGCUGCCUGCUCCGCCUAUCUCAGGGACCAGUUUCUACUAAACCCUUCUUCAGAAUUACAGCAGGUGUCAGUGUUGCACAAUUCUACAGUGAUGCGAGAGCUCCUGCAAUCCUGUUACACUGGCAUUCUGCAGUUCAGUGCCAAAGAGAUUGUAAAUUACCUGACAGCAGCCAGCUACCUCCAGAUGGAGCAUGUGGUGGAGAAAUGUAGGGGGGCCCUGAGUCGUUACCUGCAGCCCAAGAACGACAGUCCACUUGGACCUAUGAAAGCAGAGGACUCCCAGUCUAUACCAGUGAUCGUCAGUGGAAGUGCUGCAGCUGCUUCUGAACACUCAUCGUCACUGCAGCCUCACAGCUCAGAGGAGGAUCCUCAGGCUGCUGGUGUAGAAGACCCAAAUGUCCGUCAGGGAGAUGAUGAUUUGUCCAUGCGACAGAUUAGAGCCUCAGAUCCUUCUGGACGCAUUCAAGAGGAGGACAUAAGGAAUGACUUCAGCAUGUUUCAUGUGCACAUCAAGGAUGACCAUCAAGACCUAGAGGACGCUGUUGUCCAUGCACGGGCCAGAGAGGCACUGGAGGCGAUGGUAGUCCAGCAACGUGGAGAGGACCAGAACAGGGAGGAAAGUGGGACCACGGGAAGUAGUCAGAGGCCUCCCGUCCGCUACUGGAGGCGGAGGUACGGGGAGCCGAGGAGAGCCAGGGGACGGGGCUUCAAGCAUAGGAGGCGCUACACUUUUCAUGAGCGAAGGCCUAUGGCUACCUUUCAGCAAGCCUGGCGCUUUCCAACGUCUGAUGAGAUCAUGGGUAGUUUUGGGGCAGAUAUCAGUCCAGAUUAUCUCGCGGCCCACGCUAUCCCAGAUGGUCCACUGGCGUUGGAGUAUCAGCAGGCAGCAGAAGGCCAGGGGACAAUACCAGGCUCCGACUCAGCUCCACCCCACUUUAAUAUGGAUGGCUCUGGCACUGACGAAGAUUUAGGAGUGGUGGCAGUUCCCACAGAUGAAGAAGGAAGGGGAGAUGACUCCGUCGUAGGGUCUACGUCUUGCGUCACAGGAACUGUGGCAUGUGAACACUGUGGCCUAGCUUUCUCUUCAGUGCAGGACCUGGCCGUCCACUCUCGCUCUACACACCUGCUCUAUGUGUGCCCGUGUUGCGGCAAGCACUUCAGCCACUCCAGCAACCUCAGCCGCCACAUGGUGGUCCACCGUACCUCCAAACUCCACACCUGCCCUCUGUGCCACAAGACCUUUACUCAGAAGUCCACACUGUGUGACCACAUGAACAUGCACAGUGGUGAGCGCCCGCACGUUUGCGCCUUCUGCCACGUUUGCUUUGCUCACAAACCUGCCCUGCGGCGCCAUCUGAAGGAGCAGCAUGGCAAGACCACAGCACAAAAUUACAUAGAGAUCCAGAGAGAAAGUGAGGGAGUAGUGGGAGGUGAUGUGUUAGGUGACUAGAACGUAGCCUAAGUUGAGAAAAGCAGAGCCUUAGAGAGGAAAUUAGAUUUAAUAGAGGUGUUAUGUGCCUCUCAGCUUAAGGUUUAAGGGCAGGAUCCUGACACAAAGUGCUGUAUAUCCACUUAAAUCACUUCCCUUAUGCCAGGGCUGCACAAUACGGACAAAGUUCACCAUUUACAGUACAUUUCACACUAAUUAUGUGCUGCAGAAUGCAGUUAUGAUAUACCUUGAAAGUACUACGAACACACUGGGAAAACUGAUCAUAGUUUAAAAAUUGGCAUUGUGAUAUUAAUAUUGAAAGGCUGAUACUGUGAUAAAUAACAUUUUAAUAUAAAAAUAUUGUGCAUCAUACUUUAUGCACCUAUCGUGCACUUGUUUGCCAUUUGGUAUUUCCAACCUGGCAAGGAAAAGGGCAUGCUUACUGUGCCUGUCUAUCAGUGGUAGAUACAUUUGGGAAGUGAUGCAUCACUUGCUAAAUUACAUGUAAAUAACUAGUUGGAAUAACACUGUGUAACUGUAGGCAGAGCUAGACUAACUCAAGACACAAUAAUAGACUUGCAUGUCAGGUCAGGAUCUGCUUAAUUCAUGUAUUAGUGAGACAUGUCCUGAUCCAAAUGCUUAUAGUCCAUACGUACUGUAUACACAUAAGUGAGCACUCACAGAUUUCUGUAAUUUGCAUGGGAAAGGCACUUGGGUGUCAGGAUCUGGCCCUGCAAAUGUAGGUCAAAUCAGUUGUGUUGAUAACUGUGUGGCUGUGCUCACAAAUAUUUUGGAGCAGACUGUCGCAAAUUGUAUCCGUGCCUCAUCACUGAAUAAGUAAAAAAAAAAAACACUAUGUUAACAGAUUUCAUAUGGGACAACAAAGAAAACAAGAACAAAAUCUGUGUCGGUUUAAUUGCAGUGUAUGUGUAUUCCGUAAUUAGCCUCUGUGGCAAGUCAAUAAACUAGCUGAUAACAAGCCAGUAACAUUGUAGUGACGAGUUCAUGUUCUGUGUUUUUGUAUGAUACAAUUAAAACCAGGCAGGUUUCAAGGAUUUCUUGUCCCUUCCCUUUCUGCUAUUAAAACAUUAUCAACAAAUUAUGAUUUUAAACAUAAGUUUGUGAGUAGCUGCAUCCCCAAGUCUAGACUGUGAGCAAGAUGGGCUGCAUGUAUCAGUUGCUAGUUCGUACAAGGUAGAAAAGAAAGGACCCUUUGAAAUGCAGCCUUUUUUUCAGAGUGUAAUUAGCCCUUCAUGACCCUCAGUUAUCUACAAUUCUCUGCACAUGUACUGAUUGGGGAAUAAAACAGCACUAAAAACAAAUGGAUAUAAAUGAUGAACAAGUUAAGAGUGUUAACUAAACCCCUUUAUAAUUAGUAUUAAAACCUCUAUGUAAUUUAGGAGAGUUUCAAUCCAUUCUCAGGGUGUUUUUACACCUGGUCUGAAUGGUUUAACAGUCUCUUUAACUUAGAGCGAUUGAGGAUUAUCAGCCUGUAGCCUGCUGCUAACCCCGGAUAGCACUGCUGAAGCAGCAUUAGCAUUAGCCGCUAACUACACUAAACUGACACAUUUUUACAGAUACUGUCCUCUAUCAUUAGUAUUAUUAUUACUAUUAUUAUUAUGUGUUUGUAUGUAAAAAAUCUUCCUGUAAGAUUUAUAUAGUAAAACUAAAGAGAUGGAAACUAAAACGUACCUUUACUGGAAUCAGAAGUUGGUUUUAAACAGUUUUAUGUAGAAACGUUUUUUUACAGCAUAUAUAGUGCUGCUAGGCCCAUCUGGAUUGAACUUGAACAUCAUAGGAAGAGAGGACUGUAAUGUGCCCUCAUGUGGUGACAAAGUGUAAGCGCUGAAUGGUGUGUGGUCUUUUUUCAAUGUUAGGAUGAGCCACUUACUUUAAUGAGUUAAUAACAGCAAAUAUACACAACCCAAGAGUCUUGUUUUCUAGGACUGUCUGGUAAAUUUCUGUAGCUGUGAGUACACCUAUUAUUGUUUAUAUAGAUGGUGAAGUGCUUUCUCAGUGUUAAAAUCACUUUUCUCCAAUCUCUCUAGGCCAAUUAAAAGAAGUGGUGUACAGUUUGCAUUCCUCAACCUUUUCAAAUGACAUUCUCCCAGCUACAGUGUUUAAGAGGGUUUUUGAUUCUGUGGGCAUUCAUCAUCAGUCAAUUAAGCAAUAAUACAAAUAAAAGAUUUUGAGUUAAAUAGGGCGAGAAAAUAUGAUCUGUUCGGUUAUACACAGAGUUAAAAUAGUUCCAUUGCUGCUCUGUUUGUAGCUGCACUAUAAGCGCUGCAUUGUUGCUAGGUUAGCGUGGUAGCCUCUAUUUUUGGCCUUUUCAGUCACAAUUGUCUGUGCCAGGAUGAAAAGAGUCACAGUCUUUAGUUUGCUGUGCUGAGAGGAGUUGAACAGUCUUAUGGCCUGAAGGACAAAAGACUUUCGGAGUCUGUCUGUGGAGAAUGACUGGGACAACAGUCUGACUGAGCUCCUCUGCCUGGUGAUGAUGCUGUGCGGAUGGUGAACAUUAUCCAUAAUGUUUAGCAGCUUGCUGAGGGCUCUCCUCUCUGCCAGUGGUGUUAAGGACUCCAGCACAGAACCUGUACAUCUGUUCCCUUAGGGAAUUUUAACAUGUAUUUAUGCGAUAAUACACAGCUUUAUCUUGUAAAGAAGGAUUUCAGUAGGUUAGGAUGCCUCACUGAAUGUACAGUAUUCAAGAAAUUAAAGUUUGGAUAAGCUGCAAUUAAAUGAGGAAAAAACUUAUCUUGGCCUUGGGCCCCCAAAGUGUUGCCAGUGAUCUAUGGAAAAAACCUAGGUCGUUGGAUUUACAGACAAACCUAUAUGUUAUAAACCUUGGUGUAUGUUUUUAUUCUGAGCUAAAUUUUCCAAUACAUAUAACAAAGCUUGUACAGGUUUGUUAUUUCCAAUUGAGAAAUGUUGCCAAAAUCAGAAAAAUGCUUUCUUUCCAGGACACAGAGAAGAUUACUCAUGCUUUUGUAUCGUCACACCUUGAUUAUUGUAAUGCACUAUUUACUAUUAAGUCUUGGUCAAAGGGAAAUGGCUUGACUGCGAUUUGUCCGGAAUUCAGCUGCUAGGGGUCUGACUAGGACUAAACAAAUGGAGCAAUAUUAAUCCUGUGCUGGCAUCUCUACAUUGGCUUCUUGUUGCUUUUAGGAUUCAGUUUAAAACUUACUGUUUAUGCCUGACUGGUUGCCAAAUCUAUCCCCAAUCAAUCACUUAUAGGACCAGCUGGGAUGCCAGCUUUAGCAAACUAUGAAAGUGUGGGAUAUUAAGAGGUUUUAAGGUACUGUGAUCCAAGAAAUAAGCUGACUGUUUGGAGACACAAGAAAUUACAAUCAGAAAUUAUAGGAAAAGAAAAGUUUAUUGUGAAUUCUGAACCCUGGUUCCUCAACAGCUGUAAAGGAAAAAUUAAGAACAAAAAACACAAACCAGAAACAGUAGCAAUAAUUACAAUCUUUACCAAUGCAUCCAAUUGAUCUAUAUCCUGCAGUCACAUGCCUUUCAAUGAAAUUGGAGAUAGUUGAGAGGAUUGGGAAAAAACUAAAACAGAAUUUCAAAACUAAGGAUGAUUUACGAUGGAAAAGUCUCACAUAAAUAAUCAUACGAAAACUGUGGCAGGAAUCAAUGUACAAGUACUUCUGAGGGGAACAUCUCCGCAAUACUGAGGACUUAAAAGAAACUCAUUCUGGACUGAUGGAGACAGACUGUUUGCUUUCAGUUCCUAGUAAUUUCAACUAAUACAUGUAAGUUCAGAUGAACAUUUGGUCAACACUCAACAAGUAUUAGCAAAGUAACAUCCAAGUUAAUCAAACUACAGCUCGUCUGAAAUUGUCAUGACUUUAAGGCAAUUGGAAAAAAAAAAGAUGUGAAUUAAGCCAAUAGUAGGACUCAAUAGCAAUAAGAACCAACUGUGACUUGUAUUUUUCUAACUGCUCUUUCUCCCUGCAACAGUCUCUAUCUGCCAUAGUCACUAAAUGAGGUGUGGGGGGGAAAUGGGGGGGGGGGG